This is a messenger RNA of Cololabis saira (Pacific saury), 7530 nucleotides long. RefSeq names its product carbamoyl-phosphate synthetase 2, aspartate transcarbamylase, and dihydroorotase (gene cad). The coding region runs from base 191 to 6883 and encodes 2230 amino acids. The transcript is spliced from 45 exons. Gene Ontology annotation, molecular function: aspartate carbamoyltransferase activity; amino acid binding; dihydroorotase activity. NCBI's taxonomy places the organism in Eukaryota, Metazoa, Chordata, Actinopteri, Beloniformes, Belonidae. The record is from RefSeq and is a predicted model, not a curated record. Gene Ontology annotation, biological process: L-glutamine metabolic process; UTP biosynthetic process; L-citrulline biosynthetic process. Gene Ontology annotation, cellular component: cytosol; cytoplasm.
UUCACCGGAGCGACAUCACGCUGCUGCUGCUGCUGCUGGCGGGGCUGGCGCACGUUGCUCGGUGGCUCCUUCCCGUCCAAACAACCGGCAAAGUCUCCCACCAAACUUUCUACUUUGUGUCGUGGCUGAAAAGGCUCGUUUGCAUCUCCGUCUGCGCUUCACGUGGAGAUCCAGGUCCCCCAGUUGAAAGAUGGCAACCUUGGUCCUGGAGGACGGGACAACGUUCAGGGGCCGCCCGAUCGGCAAACACCUGUCCGUCUCGGGGGAAGUGGUCUUCCAGACGGGCAUGGUAGGCUACCCCGAGGCUCUGACUGACCCGUCCUACCACUGUCAGCUGUUGACUCUCACGUACCCUCUGAUUGGCAACUAUGGAGUACCAGAUGAUGCCGUGGGAGAGUUUGGACUCAGGAAGUGGUUCGAGUCAUCAAAGAUUCAUGCUGCUGCUCUGAUUAUUGGAGAACUGUCAGAGGAUCCCAGUCAUUGGAGUUCGGUUAAGUCAUUGGACCAAUGGCUCAAAGAGCAGGACGUGCCUGGAAUACAAGGCAUUGACACUCGUUGUCUGACCAAAAAGAUCCGAGAGAAAGGCACCAUGCUGGGGAAGCUGGUUGUGGACGGGACUCCCGAGGACAGUGUUCCUUUUGACAACCCAGACCAGAGAAACCUGGUCCAGGAGGUCUCUAUGAAGGAGCCGAGAGUGUUCAACCCGAGUGGUAGUUUACGAAUUACUGUAGUAGACUGCGGCAUCAAGUACAACCAGAUCCGCUGCCUGGCCCAGAGAGGAGCGUGUGUUACGGUUGUUCCCUGGGACCAUCCGCUGGACACCGGGGAUUUUGACGGGUUGUUCAUCAGUAAUGGUCCGGGAGAUCCCCAGUUCUGUCAGGCUACCAUCAACAAUGUGAGGAAGGUUGUCAGUGUGGAUCAACCCAAGCCCGUUUUUGGCAUCUGCCUCGGACAUCAGCUGCUCUCUUUGGUCAUUGGAGCAAAGACCUACAAGAUGAAGUACGGUAACCGCGGUCAUAACCAGCCAUGCAUCCAUAAUGGGACCGAUCGCUGUUUCAUCACCAGUCAGAACCACGGCUUCGCUGUGGACCCAGACACGCUCCCUAACGACUGGGACGUGUUGUUUACCAACGCCAAUGACCACACCAAUGAAGGCAUUGUGCACAACACCAAACCCCUGUUCAGUGUUCAGUUUCACCCGGAGCACAUGGCCGGGCCUACGGAUCUGGUCGGCUUGUUUGACGUUUUCCUCCAAACUGUGAAAGACCACAAAGAGGGCGUCACAGCAAAAUCAGUAAAGCAGCGUCUGAUGGAUCACCUCACCUACCCGGAUUGCCCCAAGACUGAGGAGGUUGUCAGACCGAGAAAGGUCCUGAUCCUGGGCUCCGGGGGGCUGUCCAUCGGUCAGGCGGGGGAGUUCGACUACUCCGGCUCACAGGCUAUUAAGGCUCUGAAGGAAGAGAACAUCCAGACCGUGCUGAUCAACCCCAACAUCGCCACCGUGCAGACCUCCAAAGGUCUGGCUGAUAAAGUCUACUUCCUGCCUAUUACGCCAGACUAUGUUACUCAGGUGAUAAAAAACGAGCGCCCGGAUGGCGUUCUGCUCACCUUUGGGGGCCAGACUGCCCUGAAUUGCGGUGUUGAGCUGACAAAGCUGGGCGUGUUGGAGAAGUACAACGUCAAGGUUCUGGGAACGCCGGUUGCCUCCAUUGAGAUGACCGAAGACAGGAAGAUCUUCGUGGAGAAGAUGGAGGAGAUCAACGAGCACGUCGCCCCAAGUGAAGCAGCGCUGUCGGUGGAGCAGGCGGUGGCUGCGGCCGAGCGUCUAGGCUACCCUGUCCUGGUGCGGUCUGCCUUCGCUCUCGGUGGUCUGGGCUCUGGAUUCGCCAACAACGGAGAGGAGAUGACUUCUCUCGUAACGGCAGCCUUCGCCCACACCUCUCAAGUACUCGUGGACAAAUCCCUGAAAGGCUGGAAGGAGAUCGAGUACGAGGUGGUCCGGGAUGCCUACGACAACUGUAUCACUGUGUGCAACAUGGAGAAUAUUGACCCCCUCGGCAUCCAUACGGGGGAAUCAAUUGUGGUGGCACCCAGUCAGACUCUUAAUGACCACGAGUACAACAUGCUGAGGAACACGGCCAUCAAAGUGAUCCGGCACCUCGGCAUUGUGGGAGAGUGUAACAUCCAGUACGCUCUGAACCCUGAAUCUGAUCAGUAUUACAUCAUCGAGGUGAACGCUCGUCUGUCCCGGAGCUCUGCUCUGGCCAGUAAAGCGACAGGUUAUCCUUUGGCCUACGUAGCAGCCAAACUCGGCCUGGGGAUCCCACUGCCUCAACUCAAGAAUUCUGUUACAAACUCAACAACGGCAAACUUUGAGCCCAGUUUGGACUACUGUGUGGUCAAGGUCCCUCGCUGGGAUCUCAGCAAGUUCCUGAGGGUCUCCACCAAGAUUGGCAGUUCCAUGAAGAGUGUUGGGGAGGUGAUGGCCAUUGGCCGCAGCUUUGAAGAGGCUUUUCAGAAGGCUCUGAGGAUGGUGGAUGAGAACUGCGUUGGGUUUGACCACACCAUCAAACCCGUCUCUGACCAAGAGCUGCAGACCCCCACAGACAAGCGCAUCUUCGUGUUGGCAGCGGCGUUCAGAGCUGGGUACACAGUGGACCAGCUGUACGAUCUCACCAAGAUCGAUCGCUGGUUCCUUUCCAAGAUGAAGAACAUAGCGGACCAGGAACGAUUGCUGGAGAUGUACAAGCAAGAUGAGAGUACUAUGCCUCCUGAAGUGAUGCUGAAAGCCAAGCAGCUGGGUUUCUCAGACAAGCAGAUAGCCCAGGCCGUGCAGAGCACUGAACUGGCGGUGCGGAAGCUGCGUCAUGAUUGGUCCAUCCUGCCUGUCGUGAAGCAGAUCGACACAGUAGCAGCUGAAUGGCCAGCCCACACCAACUACCUGUAUCUCACCUACCAUGGCACCGAAAACGACCUGACUUUUAACGAACAGCACGUCAUCGUGAUUGGCUCCGGCGUGUACCGCAUCGGCAGCAGUGUGGAGUUUGAUUGGUGUGCGGUCGGCUGCAUCACACAGCUCAGGAAGAUGGGUUAUAAGACCAUCAUGGUUAACUACAACCCUGAGACAGUCAGCACGGACUACGACAUGUGUGACCGCCUCUACUUUGAUGAAAUCUCAUUUGAGGUGGUGAUGGAUAUCUAUGAGAUAGAAAACCCCGAAGGCGUGAUCCUUUCCAUGGGAGGCCAGCUGCCCAACAACAUUGCCAUGUCACUGCACCGGCAGCAGUGUCGCAUCUUGGGAACUUCACCCGAGUUCAUUGACAACGCUGAGAACCGGUUCAAGUUCUCCAGAAUGUUGGACACGAUCGGCAUCAGCCAGCCGCAGUGGAAGGAGCUCUCUGACACCGAGUCUGCUGUGAAGUUUUGUGAGACGGUGGGUUAUCCCUGCCUGGUCCGCCCCUCCUAUGUUCUCAGCGGCGCAGCCAUGAACGUCGCCUACGGGGACGACGACCUUGAGAAAUACCUGAGUAAUGCUAUCGCCGUAUCUAAAGAACACCCUGUCGUCAUCUCUAAAUUCAUCCAGGAGGCCAAGGAAAUAGAUGUGGAUGCGAUAGCUUGUGACGGGGUGGUAGUGGCCAUUGCCAUCUCUGAACACGUGGAGAAUGCCGGCGUGCACUCUGGUGAUGCCACUUUGGUGACGCCACCUCAGGACCUCAACCAGAAAACCAUCGAGAGGAUCAUGAUGAUCGUUCAUGCCAUCGGGCAGGAGCUUCAGGUCACCGGACCCUUUAACCUGCAGUUAAUCGCCAAGGAUGACCAGCUGAAGGUGAUUGAAUGCAAUGUCAGAGUUUCCCGCUCCUUCCCUUUUGUUUCCAAAACACUGGGGGUGGACCUUGUCGCUCUUGCAACUCAAUCCAUCAUGGGAGAGGACAUGGAGCCAGUGGGUCUCAUGAGAGGAAAGGGGAUUGUGGGAGUAAAGGUUCCUCAGUUCUCCUUCUCUCGUCUGGCUGGAGCUGAUGUGGUGCUUGGGGUGGAGAUGACCAGCACCGGAGAGGUGGCCUGCUUUGGGGAGAACAGAUAUGAGGCUUACCUCAAGGCUAUGCUCUCCACAGGCUUCAAAAUUCCCAAGAAGAACAUCCUGCUCUCCAUCGGCAGCUACAAGAACAAGAGUGAACUGCUGCCCACGGUCCAGGCUCUGGAGUCCCUGGGAUACGACUUGUACGCUAGUAUGGGCACUGCUGACUUCUACACAGAACAUGGAGUGAAGGUGACGGCGGUCGAUUGGCCAUUCGAGGAGGACAGUGACUGUCCCACCAAAGAGAAGCAGCGCAGCAUCAUGAACUACCUGGAGGAGAAUCACUUCGACUUGGUCAUUAAUCUCUCCAUGAGGAACAGUGGCGGUCGAAGGCUCUCCUCCUUCGUCACCAAAGGCUACAGAACCAGGCGUAUGGCCGUGGACUACUCCGUCCCAUUAAUCAUUGAUAUAAAGUGCACAAAGCUCUUUGUUCAGGCUCUGCAUCAGAUCGGACCCACCCCACCGGUGAAAACUCACAUUGACAGCAUGACGUCGCAGACGCUGGUUCGUCUGCCUGGUCUGAUUGACGUGCAUGUUCACCUGCGGGAGCCGGGUGCUACCCACAAAGAGGACUUCUCCUCCGGUACUGCAGCUGCUCUGGCGGGAGGAGUGACAAUGGUGUGUGCGAUGCCCAACACCAACCCCGCCGUCACUGAUGCCGGUACUCUGGCCCUGGUGCAGAAGCUGGCUAAAGCUGGCUGCCGCUGUGACUACGCCCUGUACGUGGGUGCUGCCUCCGACAACGCCGGCGCGCUGCUGUCCAUCGCCAGCCAGGCUGCCGGCCUGAAGAUGUACCUGAACGACACCUACUCCACACUCAAGAUGGACAACGUCUCUCUUUGGAUGGAGCACUUUGAGAAGUGGCCCAAACAGAUGCCCAUUGUGGCUCAUGCGGAGAAGCAGACGGUCGCUGCCAUCCUGAUGGUGGCUCAGCUCUACCAGCGACCAGUUCACAUCUGCCAUGUAGCCAAGAAGGAGGAGAUCCUGAUCAUUCGGGCGGCUAAACAGAAGGGUAUCCAGGUCACGUGUGAGGUGGCGCCUCACCACCUCUUCCUGUGUGAGGAGAACGUGUCGGAGAUCGGUGAGGGGAGAGCACAAGUCCGGCCCAUGCUGGGAGCCCUGGAGGACAUGGAAGCACUCUGGGAAAACCUGGACAUCAUCGACUGCUUUGCCACGGACCACGCUCCUCAUUCUGUUGAGGAGAAAAACGGUGAGCGUCCCCCUCCAGGUUACCCUGGCUUAGAAACGAUGCUGCCGCUGCUGCUGACUGCCGUCAGUGAUGGACGUUUGACUCUGGAUGACAUUAUUAAACGUCUUUAUGACAACCCACGAAAGAUUUUCAACUUGCCUGUUCAGGAAAACACCUAUGUGGAGGUGGACCUGGAGCACGAGUGGGUUAUUCCUCAGGCCAUGCAGUUCACCAAGUCCAGGUGGACACCUUUCCAAGGCAUGAAGGUGAAGGGUAAAGUCCGCCGCGUGGUCCUCCGGGGAGAGGUGGCCUACAUCGAUGGCCAGGUGCUGGUUCCUCCCGGUUAUGGUGAAGACGUGAAGACUGGGCAAGCUGCUUCAAUCCACCACCCUGACCCUAUUAAAGAAACCCCUCUGACUCCCGAACACCCGCGUCCAACUCCUCCCCGCGAAUGCCCAGUACGAGCCCGAGCACCGAGUCCCCGUCGCUCUACGGGAGAGACGCGCUUCCUGCUGCCACCGCGCAUCCACCGCUCCUCUGAUCCGGGAAUGACAGCAGAAAUGACGAGCCUCCCACCAGCCAGUGCUGGUGACGGUUACAGCCAUCCUCCACCUCUAUCCAGGCUACUCUCUCCCCAGUCCGGGCUGGGACAGAUGCCUUCUGCUCAGGUGUCACACAUCCAGACAUCUCCUCUGCUGCACCCGCUGGUGGGCCAGCACAUCCUGUCUGUCAGGCAGUUCAGCAAAGAGCAGAUUUCACACCUUUUCAAUGUUGCUCACACUUUGCGUUUGUUGGUUCAGAAGGAACGGAGUCUGGAAAUCCUGAAGGGUAAAGUGAUGGCAUCCAUGUUCUACGAAGUGAGCACUCGAACCAGCAGCUCCUUUGCAGCUGCCAUGCAGCGUCUCGGUGGCUCGGUCGUGCACUUCAGCGAGUCCACUUCAUCCGCACAAAAAGGGGAAUCGCUAACGGACUCUGUUCAGACAAUGAGCGCCUACGCCGACGUCUUGGUGCUUCGACACCCAACACCCGGAGCUGUGGAGAACGCAUCGCGCCAUUGCCGUAAGCCGGUGAUCAACGCAGGUGAUGGUGUCGGGGAGCAUCCCACUCAGGCUCUGCUGGAUGUCUUCACCAUUAGAGAAGAGCUGGGGACAGUCAAUGGCAUGACGAUAACAAUGGUUGGAGAUCUGAAACAUGGCCGUACAGUCCAUUCUCUUGCAAAACUGCUGACCCAGUACCGCAUCACCUUGCGCUAUGUGGCACCCAAAAACCUCCACAUGCCAGCAGAGAUCAUCAGCUACGUAGCAUCAAGGGGGAUCAAACAGGAGGAGUUUGAUAGUAUUGAGGAGGCUCUGCCUGAGACAGAUGUGCUCUAUAUGACGAGGAUCCAGAAGGAGAGGUUUGGAACCGAGGAGGAGUACAAGGCUUGUUUUGGUCAGUUCAUCCUCACACCUCACAUCAUGACGGUUGCCAAAAAGAAGAUGGUAGUGAUGCAUCCUCUGCCCAGAGUCAACGAAGUCAGUCCGGAAGUGGAUACGGACCCCAGGGCAGCGUAUUUCCGUCAGGCCGAGAAUGGGAUGUACAUCAGAAUGGCUUUGCUGGCCACCGUACUGGGCAAAUAAAUCUGUGUGCUACUUAGUACUACAAAAAUGGUUACAGACUUUUGAACAAUAAUAGUUUCAUAUGCAGUAUCUGGAUGCCCACUCUGGAAAUCCUGGGAAUAUUACAUGUUCAGUUUUGGAUAAAGUGUUACAUGAAUUAUUUGGUCCAUUAAGACACAACAAUAUGUCAUAAAGUUUAUCAUGAUAUGCUAUAAUUAACUAUUUCUCUCUACUCACACAGUGAAUUUUAUCCCCUCUUCUUGAACAUACUCCACUUCCAGAAAUAUCUUUCAUUCAGAACCCAUUCCAGACACCUUGGUGUAAUAAGCAUGAAGCUUUUCAUGUAUAAUUGAGUCAGUAGAAAGUGCAGCUACUACACCUGAUCAAUCUGCUGAAUUGUGACUUAUGUUAAAGGGACCAUGUAAUUAUUCUGACCAAUAAUGAUGUCAGUGACAUCAGUUGUAUGAAAAUACUCUCUAUGUCUCAAAUGUGUCAUCAUCUGAAAAUGAAAAUGCACCAAUAUUAUCACUACAAUACUUUAUCAUAAUUUGGUGGACAUGUGAUUUCUUAUAUUGUAACUGGAAAAAAAUACUUUUGCAUUAAAAAGGCAAUCGGUGUCAGCAAUGUUUUAGUGAAUGGCUUGAUAUGUGAGGAAAAAUAAAGACAAU